CGAGGGAGUUCUUAGAAAUCCAAGUAUACGCAUCUCCGUUAAAUGCUCGUGCAGCGCCUCGUAUUGUGGGCGAUCGCGUCACACUGCUGCGGGCUCUAGUAUUGUGAAUGUGGUGGAAACUCACUAUUCAUGUGCGACGCAUCUGACACUCGCACCUGCCGCUUCCCGAAUCAACUGCAAACGCACCUCAGCUUUCAAUUUCCGCCUUCUCUCUUCUUCUUUUCCUUUCUCUUCUUCCUCGCCAAACCUUUUCCGCUCACACGUGUCUGCCUCACGCCUCUUCCCCCCACACCUUUUUGCCCCAAGCCUCCCAAACCUUUCACCAACACGCACGAUCCUCCGCCGACAAGUGGUCAACACCACCAUGUCAGACCUCAAUCUGGAAUCCGAGCUGUUCGAAAAGAUCGUCUGGACCCUCAUCCGUCGACCUCAGCUCAACCGCCUUGAAUUCCAGCGCCCCGUGCAAGUCGCGAAAGCCGAAACGGAGAAGAAGGGAGCAAGCGUGCAAGUCCAGCUCGUCCAGCUCGUCCAGAUGAUAGGACGCGACGAGCACAACAACAAGAUCGAGUUCGCCGUGAAGCACACCCCAGGCGGAGACUGUCCCGAGGAAGGCGAUGAGCUACACGUGAGCUGGGAGAUCAUGACCCAAGGAUCCCACCCAGUCCCUUACUUCUCGCUUCAAGACAUCGGAACCUGGUCCAACUGGGAAUUGGUCCUCCGCAUCGGCCUCAAAGUCCUCUGGAAAUCUGUCAAGAUGAAUAUGUGGCACUGUAAGUACUUACAAAGCCCACCAGGAACCAAGACGAUGGACAAACGACGAUCCGGCGCUCUUGCGAAUUAUGCCUGGGGCGCAGCAAUAUACGCUUAUCUCAUGCGAUCCACAUGGCCCGAGGUUGAAAGCUUCGUUCCGCGGAUGGGGCUCGCCCAUGUCGUCGAAGUCAGGCUGAAUCACUUCGAACAACGUGUUGUUUGCACACCUAUUCCAGAACCGCUGGCCAAGCUUGAGGGACCACGGUACCAGUUUCGAUUCACAGUCGCGAGGGCCAAAGAGCUCCGAACAACAGAGGGAGAUGUCACGCAGCGUCUUCAAAAUGUCGACGCAUCAUGGCAAUCCCUUGACUUCGAGUGGGCAUUGGGAAAGCUUUCGGGCGCCGAUCUGGAGAUCGCCAAAACGCGCAUCCAUUGCGAUCACUGCUGGCUCCAGUGGAAUUCCCCGAUCGGUUAUGGCGGCCCACCCAGCUGCGAACGCAUGAAGGACAAGGAUGGCAACGAGACGAAUAGGUGUAGAGAGUGCUUCUUGAAGGGCAUUCCUUGCAGCUGGACCCGGGAAGAUCACCUCGGCGGACCUGGACAUUUGACGAAGAUCCCGGGUCGUACAGGCCAAGGCAGCAGGGACCUGAGCGGCGAAUUUCACAAUCUGCUGAUGAAGUCGCUCGUCACCCAGCCUGAGCAGAAGAAUGCGACCGAGACAGUCCCGAUACCGGACCCGGAAUUCAUGAAGACGAGUGAGAUGAACCAAGGAACGAGGGGCGAGCCGGGCGGUCUGGAGAUAGAGGAGGUAGCGGUCGGCGGUUGGAUGCGUGGACACUGGAAGUAGCGGUCGGCGUUGGGUGGCUAGUGGAGAGUAGUCUCACGGAGGAUUGUUGUGGUACUAGAAGAUUCGGGGCGGUGCGGAAAGGUGUUUCAGUGGUCUUUGCUUUCUUUCUGGCGUACUGGAAGGGGCGGAGUGGAAGUUCAAUGGGUUUUGCUUUCUUUCUGGCGUUCGGGUCCGGGGUGAUGAGCGGUUGCGGGUGCUACAGACUGAUA
This is a messenger RNA of Neohortaea acidophila, 1806 nucleotides long. RefSeq lists its product as uncharacterized. The coding region runs from base 365 to 1597 and encodes 410 amino acids. Lineage: Eukaryota; Fungi; Ascomycota; Dothideomycetes; Mycosphaerellales; Teratosphaeriaceae. The record is from RefSeq and is a predicted model, not a curated record. The transcript is spliced from 2 exons.